Closterium sp. Naga37s-1 is the source of this 1368-nucleotide messenger RNA. Lineage: Eukaryota; Viridiplantae; Streptophyta; Zygnematophyceae; Desmidiales; Closteriaceae. The record is from the annotation of a GenBank genome assembly.
AUGGGAGCAGAUCUGGAACGGUUUGGAGGGUUGGGAUUGGAGAAGGUGGGAUUUGAGGGCUUGACGGACGGUGAGAGGGAGUUGUUCUCUGAACUCGCAGAGCAGUUUGCUCAGCAGCUGGGGGGGAUUGAAGAAACGGAAGGGGGUGGAAGGAGUGGGGUUGGUAAGGAGGCAGAGAAAGGCAAGGAGGCAGUGGAAGAUUGGGAGAUGCUUUCAGAGGAAGAAAGCAGUGGAAGCAGAGAGACCAUUGAUGGGGAAGGCGCGAUGGAGAAGGAUUGUGCGAUGGAGCAGGAGGGUGCGAUGGGGGAGGCAGGUGGUGCGAUGGAACAUCACCAAGACCAGCAGCAGCAGCACCACCAGAACCACCAGCAGCAGCAGCAGCAGCAGCAGCAGCAGCAGCAGCAGCAGCAGCAGCAGCAGCAGCAGCAGCAGCAGCAGCAGCAGCAGCAGCAGCAGCAGCAGCAGCAGCAGCAGCAGCAGCGGCGGCGGCAGCAGCAGGAUCAAAUGCAGCAGCAGAUGCAGCAGCAGCAACUGAAACAUCAGGAGCAGCAAGAGUGGCAAAAUCAUCAGCAGCAUCAACAACAGAAGCAGUCAAUUCAGCAACAUCAAUUGCAGUUGGUGCACCAGCAGGAACAGCUACACCUACUCCUGCAGCAACAAAAGCAGCUCACUCCAUUUCAGCCUCAUCUGCCAUUCCGCAUCCUCCACUCGCACAGUGCCCUUCUCCCUCCUGCCUAUCCACCCACCAACUUCGAUGGUACGGCCAGCUUGCAUGGAUACGACAACACAGACAAGUGCGGAAUUGAUGCCUUAGAGCAAGAUGGCACUAGGAGAAUCAACGGCUACGAGACUGGAGGUGCUGGCGGCAGUGGUGGAGAUGUCGAAAUGCAGGAGUGUGCAGCAGAGGGCCUCAGGCCUGUGUAUGAUGCUGGUGCUAUUGCCCUGCCUAGCACAGACCAGCUGUGUGCCACUCAGCCUAGUGCUGAGCAGUUGAAUUUCCAGCAGCAUAUCAUGGCAGACUUGACCCUUCCUCUGCCUCCCCCCUCAGCAGAUCCGUUGUUGCCCCUGAGAGAUGCUGGGCACUCUGCAUUUUCUCCCUGGCGCCUCAUCUCCCCACCUUCACACAUCGAGGGAGCACUCCUUCAUGGUUUCGAGAAUCAUGCCUCUGCCGCCCCAGUCGUGGCGCCUUUGGGAGCAGCAGGUGCAGGUUUGGAGGGUGGGGGGCAGGCUACUGACGCAGGAGGGUUGUUGAAUACAGGGGAUAGGGAUUCCGGACAUGUGGGGCCAAUAUCCCCUGCUGCUGCUGGAAGCUACACUAUUGAUGCGCUAGAGAGGUUCUUGAUGGAUAAUGGGGAGCACAGGGAGUAA